AUGCCUCCUAAAUUCGACCCCAACGAGAUUAAAGUUGGUACGUUUUCUCUGAAAAGUGGCGCUUAAAACCGCAGAAGCUAAGAUGGAGGCGGGAACACGGUAAAGACGGGACACGAAACUCGACGAUAAAAACUCUAAACAUGUCUGAAAAUGAUCCCUGCAUGUUUAAUAUGUUUAUUAGGAGGGCUGUGUUCAAAGUUUAAAGGUUUAAUGAUCUGGUUCUGGUUCUGGUCUCGGUCUGUGGUCGAUCCCACGUGGGAGAAGAGGCUAGCUCGAUGCUAAUGCUAACAUGGCUAACGUUGGUUAAUGUUAAAAUAUCCGGUUAAAAAAGUUUAUAAAGGAGAAUAUUUGUGUCUUAGGAUGGAGUUCAACUGAAAAUAUUGAGAUUUAUUUAUUAGGUCAAACCUUUGUUCAUGUAUAGUUUCAGUGGUGUUUUAAAUGAUCCGUUUAAGUUAACAGAAAUAUGUAAAGAUUAUAGAUUAAUAUGAUCUCAGAUUUGAUAUUAUUACUGACCUGUGUUCUGCUAAAUCUGAAGACACAUAUAUAACAGCAUUUAUACCUGAAAUAGUUUUUGCUAUUUGCACCCAGAAUAUUUUCACAGUAAAAAGUUUCCAGUCAGAAUAUAUACGAUAAAACUACAGUAAUACUUUAUUAAAAAUCCUGUAUUCAAACUAUACUACUACUUCAGUAAAACUACAGUGAUAUUAUAUCAAAACUACUGUAUUUAAAUUACAGUAAUGUAUAUUAAAACUACAGUAAUACUAUAAUAUAACCACAGGAAGACUUUAAACUUCUGUAUUAAAACUACAGUAAUACUUCAUUGACACUACAGUAGUAUUAAAUUUAAUGUACAGCAAUACUAUAUUACAAUAAUAUGACAUGUUUUUUUCAUCUUCACAUGUCAGAAGUCCUCCAUGAAGGUCCACAAUCCUGUGAACUAACCUGCAGUCAAAGAACAUAAAUCAGAUUUGAUUUCACUAAAAUUAUCGACUUCAGUUUGUGACAAAUCUGUACGUUUGUCUUUGAGCUUACUCCUUCAAAUUACACAUGCCGAAGAAACAAAACGGCAAAGGCUUUAUGCACCGUUCCUGCAGUGAGAUUUCAUCAGUUAAUGUCAUUUAAACAUUUAAUUAAAAUCCUUACUAAAUAUCAGGAGCUGAAAUACCGUUAAUGAUUUAUCUGGGAGUUACAAGUUCAAUAAUGUGUCCAGAAAACUAAAGGGUAGAACUGUUGGCUCUUUAUUUUCUGUUUUCUGUCUUAAAUUCAGGAGUUGACAGUUUAAUCAGAAAUAACUGGAAAAACCCAAACGGGUCAGAUUGUUCUGUUCAGGUACCGCCUGUUUCUGACUGUUAGAGCAGCCGUUCACUUUCAGACAGAUCAUGUUUAAUUCAACUACAUUUGGCAGACGGUCUCAGGUCUCAGGUGGUCUUUUUGUAAACCCCUUUAAACAGGAUCAUGUCUAAAUUAAAUCUUAGUUCUUAGAGUCGUGUGAAAGGAUGACUGAGUUACAGAAACAGGUCUGAAUCAUUGUUAACCCUUUAAUGCCUUUGCAUCAUAUCUGAUAUAAAGUUUUACUUUUGUCGAAUCAAUCAGAUCAACAAAUCACUAAAUAAAACGCCUGAAUACAGUCGAUAAAUGAGGAAAAGUGUCCUUUUGGUUUAUCAGUUUCCAAAAACAUCUGAUUUAUCAAACCGGAUCAAGAAACACAUUAGUUACAUUUUCAGGACACUUCGAUUGUUUUGGUUUUCAGUAAUAAAUGAAAUAAACAUUUAAGCUAAAAAAAAUUGAAUUAUCUGGCCUUGAUUUGCGUCUUCAGGCGUUAAAGGGUUACUUUAUUUUAAUCAUGGAUAUCUGGAGGUCUUCAUUAAAAAGAUCAAAACUUGAAACCAGAUCAGGGUCCAGUUUCAGACCCGGACCAGAGGAUCUACAUUUCUAAAACCAGCAGCAGUUCAGGGUUCAUUAAAGUUCAGUAAUAAUUAUUGAUUUAUCAUCCUUAUGUUUUGAUGGGUCUUUCAGGGACGGUGGACAGCACCCUGAUCAUGUCCGGUUCUGCAGAACAGUUUAGACCCAGAUAAUGGUUUAAUUAAAAUGAAGUCAAAUGGACGUUCAGGACCCGAUUCAGAACCGCUGAAGUUUGGGAUGUCAGAUCUGUGUCUGAAGAUCAGCUGUCAGUGGGUGUUGGUGAAGUUAGAAGUGUGAAGAGAGUGUGUGUAUCAGAUCUGAAUGUUUAAUGGGGAAUGACGUCAGUGUUUUCAAUCUAUACAGACCGUUAUACUUUUAAAUCACUCCUAAAAACACCUUUUUAAAACAACUUCUAACCUGUGAACUCUUCUCUUUAUUGUCUUUUUUAACCUUUUACAUUGUUGGUCUUAUUACUCUGAAUUUUCUGUAUUUUAAAUCAUUUUUUUGUAAAGCAUCUGUGAGCUCCUUUUAAAAGCGCGUUAUAAAUAAAAUGUAUGAUUAAUUUGCUCCUCUCCUCCCCUCCCUCCCUCUGUCUCUCGUUCUCAGUGUACAUGAGGUGCACAGGAGGAGAAGUGGGCGCCACCUCCGCCCUGGCCCCCAAAAUCGGACCUCUGGGUUUGGUGAGUGUUGAUGUCUGUCUCCAUAGAAACCAAAGUCAGCCUCCCGCCACUAUGCCUGUCUGUCCCCGUGACUGAGUAUAAUCCAGUGGAGGCUCAGAGUGACCCGGCUUUAGGAAACAGAGCUGUUCUCACUGAUGGUGGACCGCUCUGUGCCGAAAAGUCUGGAACAAACAAACCCGGUGAAGAGCGAAGGAGAGGCCGAAACCAAACCUGACCCUCAUGUUAGACCCUCACAGGUCCCUGAGGCGCUGAUGGUCUUCAGCUCCUGGGACACAGAGACUCUGAGGCUCGAGUUCCAACCUGGUGUUUUUCUCUACUGCUGAGACUUUAUCAAAUAAUGUUUGUCUUAUUGAUCGACCUCAGUACUAUUAUUAGAAAUCAAUUUUAGGUCUUUUGGUCACAUGACAGUGAAGCUAUUGAAGGAAAACAGCCUUUUCUGAGAACAUCAACCGGUAAUUUAUUGACGGUCCCUUAUUCAACACCGACGUUGACAGUGAGGGUGUCGAGUAGAUUUAACCGCGCUGCUGUUGUUAUUCCUGGUUAUGGAGAGUGAGAAGACACCGGUAGAUCCUCAGAGAAUGUCCGUCAGAUAUCCAACCUGAAACUAACUUCACCGCCGUAUUUACAGGAAAAUAUAUCCAACCUGAAACUAACUUCACCGCCGUAUUUACAGGAAAAUAUAUCCAACCUGAAACUAACUUCACCGCCGUAUUUACAGGAAAAAAAAGUUUGAUUUUUUUUUAAUUGCGCACGUGACCCUAAAUACAUUUUUAUAGUCUAUCUAUCUAUUUUUAGUCGCAGUGAAACAGUCACACUGUCGGGCCCUGGAUGACCUCAUUCUGAUAAUUUAAUUUAUUCUUCACGUCUUUGGAGACGAAAGUUUAUGUCAUAACUAGUUUUGUAAAGCACACUCUUGUUCUGCGAUUGUCCUCUGUUUCUCAGUCCGGUCUGCAAAGCGGGGCGUCGGGGGCGGAGCUUGGAUUAGUGAUGUAGGAAAUCUCGCUGUGUCUGAACCUGCCGUUUGAGUCGGUCAGAGGUUCAGAGAUUUGAGAGAAGAAAUCCUCAGAAAUGAAACUUUGUUCUUCGUUUUCUUUAUCAGAAAAAUGUUCUGAACACUCUGACAACAAAGUCCAGAUCUUCAUCAGAGUGGAUCUUAAACCUUCUGAAUUUGUAACUCCAGACGUUUGUGAAUUUUCGGUUUUUCAUAAAUUUUCGAUCUUGUUUUUUCUUCAGUCUCCCAAGAAAGUCGGUGACGACAUCGCCAAGGCCACCGGGGACUGGAAGGGUCUGAGGAUCACGGUGAAGCUGACCAUCCAGAACAGACAGGCCGCGGUGAGUACGCUGACAUCACACUCGUUGGUCACAUGACCCUGUGGAGGCCGGUCUGAUGUCUGUCUUCUGUCCUCCAGAUCGAGGUGGUCCCCUCUGCGUCCGCCCUGAUCAUCAAAGCUCUGAAGGAGCCUCCUCGUGACAGGAAGAAGGUCAAGAACAGUAAGUGACCGUCCGGGCUUUCUUUUCUUUUUUAAAGUGAAAUAAAAAUUAAAUUUAAACUGUUUUUUAAUUCGCCUUUCAGUCAAACACAGCGGGAGUGUGACCUUCGAUGAGAUCGUGGGCGUCGCCCGCGUCAUGAGGCCUCGCUCCAUCGCCAGAGAGCUCUCAGGUGAGACUUGAAACCAGCUGGUUCCUCUGCUGGAGGAUCCUCUUCAGAGUCCAGCUGCUUCUGUCAGCCUCCCGCCACUAUGCCUGUCUGUCCCCGUGACUGAGUAUAAUCCAGUGGAGGCUCAGAGUGACCCAACUUUAGGAAACAGAGCUGUUCUCACUGAUGGUGGACCGCUCUGUGCCGAAAAGUCUGGAACAUUUCACCAUAAAAACCAGUCUUCAGAGUUGAAUUUCACGGCGAGUUUCUUCUAACCAUCUGCGUUUCUUCUGUUCAGGAACCAUCAAGGAGAUCCUGGGAACCGCUCAGUCUGUCGGCUGCUCCGUUGAUGGUCGUCCUCCUCAUGACAUCAUCGAUGACAUCAACAGCGGCAAAAUUGAGUGUCCCUCUGAGUAA
Molecule: messenger RNA, 4635 nt
Organism: Xyrichtys novacula (pearly razorfish)
Lineage: Eukaryota; Metazoa; Chordata; Actinopteri; Labriformes; Labridae
Source: the annotation of a GenBank genome assembly